Molecule: messenger RNA, 5543 nt
Organism: Ruditapes philippinarum (Manila clam)
Lineage: Eukaryota; Metazoa; Mollusca; Bivalvia; Venerida; Veneridae
Product: syndetin-like
Exons: 26
Coding region: 95-2962 (955 amino acids)
Biological process (GO): endocytic recycling; retrograde transport, endosome to Golgi
Cellular component (GO): EARP complex
Molecular function (GO): SNARE binding
Source: RefSeq, a predicted model, not a curated record
ACUCUUGUAGUGCGGAAGUGAAUUGCUGCCCUUGAGUAAUUUGCUGUCAGAAAAAAAUGCAAAUACUUUCUUCUGCCAAUUGUUUUUGUGCAAGAUGUCCCUUACAAGUAAACUAAAAUCAUUUAUAAAGAAACAGGUCACAACCAACGAGGACAGUCAUCCAUCCCCAAUAGAAGAAAAUAUCAGUCAUGAACUUUUCAAUGGUGAACCAGCAGUAGCAAAGUUUAAGCAUGAACAGUAUAGAUCCAAUCCACAAGAAGAUCAGGAAACUAUAGAUAAAAUAGAUAAAGAAUACUUUGAGGAUGUAGAUCCUAGUUUGUAUGAACUAGAGAAAUUACCAGAAGUUUUAAAUUUAGAACAAGUUGAUGAUGAUCGGACUAGAUUACGUCGCCAGUUACAGGCAGUGUCAAAGAAAGUAUCAGAGGUUGUGUUACAGAAUCACCUAGCAUAUGCUGCAGAACUACAGAGAGUUAUGGAAUUACAGAAAACAUUACAACUUGCCAGUAUCAUCUGUAAAAAUGGCCGUGGGCAACUGGCUGAGGCAAGUACAACAUUUACUCGGACCAGCCUUCAUCUACUGGCCAAUGUUAGAAAACGACAACAACUUCAUGCUCUACUCAAAUCAUUAAGAACAAUUAAAACAUUGCAAAGGACAGACAUGAGACUUAGGGAAAUGAUGGAGGAGGAAGAUUAUUAUGGUGCUAUACAACUAUGUCUGGAAUGUCAGAAAGCAGCCAUUACUCUCAAACAUUACAAAUGUAUCAGUGAGUUGAGUUCCAAGUUGCAAGACACAUUAGAAUUGAUAGAGGAGCAUCUUGAUAUAGCCUUGUCUAAAACCUGUUCUUUGUUUGAUGUGGCUCACUAUGAGAAAGUACAGAUGGCCUAUACCCUACUUGGUAAAAGACAGACCGCGGUAGACCAGUUACAUCUACAUUUUACCAGUGCUAUACAAAAUGCAGCGUUUCAGAUAGUGCUAGGAUAUGUGGAAUUAUGUUCACCAUCUAGUGACAGACAAUUUAACAGGCUACAAUACUCAGAUCUCUGCAAGCAUGUAACAAUAGAAAGUUUCACACCAUGUUUGCGAGAUUUAUGUAAGUCACUAUGGGGAGUAAUGAGAAGUUAUUAUAACACUAUAAGAUGGCAUGAAGAACAUGAUAACCUAGAUACAGUACAAAUAGAUGAAGACUCUAGUGACACAGAUUCUAUGAACACAGUCUAUAUCAAACAGAAGCUUGAACAUGGAUUAGGUAGAAUAUGGCAGGACAUACAACAAAAAGUUAGAACAUAUAUUCUUGGGAUAGAUUUGUCAGCAUUUAAACUAGAGGAAUUUAUACAGUUCUUGGAUACUGUCAACAGAAUGAUAGAUAUUGGUGAAGACUUCUGUGACAGUAAGUCAGAACAUUUACAAGAUUCUCUUAAACAACAGAGUCUGAACUACUUCAAAAAUCAUCACAGGGCAAAGAUGGAUGAGUUAAGAAUGUUUCUAGAGAAUGAAGGCUGGGAGCUUUGUCCUGUAAAAUCAUCCUUUCAUAUACAACAUCUUGUGGAAUUCAAAUUUAUGAAGCAGACUUCACCAAAGAAAAUUUCAGCCAAUAAGAAUAGCAAUAACAAACUGGCUGACCAAUCAGAUUCUCCGAUAAAAAGAUGCAAAUAUUUUGAAGAAUACUCAGGGAACUCAAGUCCAUUUGAUAUUCAGACUGACACAGAUUAUCAAGAAGAUGUGUUCGCAGGAGUAGGGGAUGAUAACAGUGGAGAGGAGCACAGUGAUAGUGACUCUGAUGUUCCUGAUGAACUCAAACAAGAUUAUAUAGAUGAAUUAACAGGAGAAACACAUUCCAGGCCAGGCAGAAGAAGAUAUUCUAGAAGUAGGAGUUACCAGAAACAUGUUUCUAUUGUAACCAAUACAUCACUGAAUGUGUUCAGAGUUAUAGGGAAAUAUAUACAGAUGAUGAGAUUAUUAAAGCCUAUAGCAUUUGAUGUGAUGACCUGUAUGGCUCAACUAUUUGACUUCUAUAUGUACUCUGUUUUCAUAUUUUUUGGAACAGAACUAUCAUCUAUGGAUGAGCGUCAGAUAAACAAUAGAUUGAGGUCGACGUUACAGAGGAUACAUGACAGUCUUAUAGAUGAUGUACAUGAGGUAGAUAACAUGGAGGAUCCUCAACAUACAGAACAUAGGCAGGAGAAGAUAGCAGCUCCACAUCUGUCACCCAUUGUUGAUUUAAACAAUCCACAGAAGAGGUUUGGUCUCCCUGAGAGGAUAGUUGCAGCAGAAUCAUUAGUGUUUCUUGGGGAACAAAUGGAGUUUUUACAGCCACAUCUUGAAGCUAUCAUUCCACAAAAUAAGAAAGCAUUCCUUCAACAAUUUUACUCACAGACAGUAAAUAUGGCAGCUGAGUUGCGUAAACCAGUCUACUGGACUGUGUCAACUAAUGUGAUAAACUAUGAUAUAAUUUUGCAACAUAUGGCAGCAGUGAAAUGGGAUAUUAAAGAAAUUAUGUCACAGCAUAAUUCGUAUGUUGAUGUUUUAAUUCAACAAUUUUCUGACUUUAACUCGUAUAUGAGUGAAUUAUGUCGACAUAUGCCAGUACCAAGAGCUACCUAUGAUCAGGUUUGGGACCAGAUAUUACGUUUGUCAGCCCGAACAUUUGUCGAGGGCUAUGGUAAUACAAAGAAAUGUAGUAUAGAAGGCAGGGCCUUGAUGCAACUCGACUUCCAACAAUACCUGAAAAAUGUAGAAAAACUAAUAGAUCUUAGGCCUAUACCAGAUAGAGAGUAUGUUGAGGGCUAUAUCAAAGCCUAUUACUUCCCAGAGAAUCAGCUGGAAGCGUGGUUACCUGAACAUAGGGAAUAUUCUAUCAAACAGUUACUAGUGUUAGUGAAUGCUGUAGAUCAUCUGAACAGAAAAGCAAGACAAAGACUUGUGAACAUGGUGGAAGACAUGGAUAAAAAUAGCAGGAGAUAGUAAAUACUGUAACAGUCUAGUGUAUCAGUGAUAGAGGGAUGACUGUUGCAGUUUUUUUGCUCGCUACAGACAGGACAGGGCCUUAAUUACAUGUAUGCAUAUACUAGUGUUGAAAUCACCAAUUGUGUGCACUGUAGUGUUGAUAUGGCAAUUGGUUUGACCUAUAGAGUUUAAAUGGUCAUUUAUAUACUCUGUAAAAGUCGAAAUGGCCAUUUCUUUACACUGUAGUGAUAAUAUUGCCAUUUGUGUUAACUGCAAGGUUGAAAAGACCAUUUGUUUGCACUAGUGAUUUGAUGGUUCGAAAGUUAAAUGGCCAUUUUAUACCAUGUUGCUUUAAGAUUGAGAUUUGUGUACACUGAAGUGGUGAGAUGAGUGUUAAUGUUUGCUGUUAUGUUGAGAUGGCCAUUUUGUACACAAGUUUUGAGAGUGGCAUAUUUGUGCAUUUGCCAUUGUUACACUCCACUGUCGUGCUUGUAUACAUUGCUGUGCUAAGUACACAAAUGUUAAUCAAGGUAAUAUUAUAAUUAAAUUUAACAUGAAACUUAUGUACAAUAUAAUUGUGCCUGGUGCAAGUUUGACAUUGGAAUCUAUAGUUUUAAAGAUUUGUUGAAUUUAGAUGUAUAGAAACAUUCCAGUAAAAACAAUGUAAAUGAAUGAUCAGUGCAGGAUAUAUAUAUAAACAUUAAGAUCCUGUAUGUUUUGUGAUUGAUAUUGAUACUGUGUGUAUACCACACUUGCAAAAAAUUAUAUAUUAUGCAAAUAAAACAAUUUUCAAACAUCAAAGAAUAUGUAAAAUGUGUACUGCAAAUAUUUGUGCACAUUAUAAAUAAUCAAUAAAUUUACUUGCAUUCAUUUCUUAUUGGAAAAUUUGACUUAGAAUUUAUAGAAAAUAAAUUUCUAAUUACCUCCCUUUAUUUACAUGAAAUGUUAAAUUGGGUAAUAUCUUUAUAAAUAAUGCUGAUUUGAACUUACAAUAUUGACAAAUCUUAAUUUGAGCAUCAUUUUUGUGAAAUAAAACCUUGAAAAAAUUGUGUAACAGGAUCUGUACAUGUAUGUUACAUUUUAAUAUUCAAGAACAUAACUUGGUAUUGUUCACCUUACAGUUCACAUGUAAAAAUACAUUAGGUCUUAACAUUUCAAUGUAUGUGUAAAUUUAUUAAAUUGGAAUUUCAAUGUAUAUGUUAAUAUCACAGAAAAGUUGUUGACAGUGCAUAGUAUAUAUGAACAUUAAAUAGUUGAUAUGAACCUUGCUUUGCAUAUAUGAAACUUACAUUGUAUUUUCAUACAUUGCAAUUUAUAUGAUAUGUGUGAACAUUUUGUUUGAAAAUAUAAAUGGACAUUUAAAAGGUUGUGUGAAUAAUGCAGAAUAAAAAAGAAGAUUACAGUGUUUCUAAUAACAUUACAUUAUACAUGUAAAUAUUGCAGUGAAAUUUAUAACAUAUUUCAAUGUGUAUGUUCACGUUACAUUAUACAUGUAUAUGAAAAAAUUGUAAUGUAAUUUUUAACAUACCAGUAUAUUUGUGAACAUUGCAGUAUAAUUUUUAAAAUUACCACUGUAAAUGUGAGAAUUGUUCAUUCUUGUUAUAUUUACAUUAUAUUUGUGAAAAUACAUUUAUAACUGUAACCAUACCUUGUAAAUGUGAAAAUUACAACACAAGUAUGGCACCAGAUUUGAUAUUAAAAUAACAUUACAUGUACAUGUGUAAUUUCUAAUUAAACCCCCCCCCCCACAAACAUUGAUAUUAAUGAGCCAUGCCAUGACAAAACCAACAUAGUGCAUUUGCAACCAGCAUGGAUCCAGACCAGUCUGAUCAGGAUCCAUGCUGUUCGAUAUCAGUUUCUCUACUUGUAUUAGGGUUUGUAAGCGAACAGCAUGGAUCCAGAUCAGACUGCCCGGAUGCGCAGGCUGGUCUGGAUUCAUGCUGGUCGCAAACCCAUUAUGUUGGUUUUGACAUGACAUACCUCAUUGUUGUUCAUGGGAAUAGUUUGAGAAUUUAGAAAAAUGAGUUAACUAGUUGGGAAUGUAGCUUUAAUGUAAACUUUGUGUAUUGAACAUAGAAAUGAUCAAGUAACAAUCUUCUCUAUGUAUUAAUGGGGUUAUAAUUUAUUGUUAUAUACAUGUAAUAAAUGUCAUUUUCAUGGAGAUUUAUUUUUUCAGUAAUGAAAAUUGAAACAAUUUAGUUUAGUUUAGCUUAGUUUUAUGUCGCAAUGGUCACCAAAGUAAAUUUCUGUUCUGCAAGAUGCCUAUGCAGGAUACAGGAUACAGACAUAAACUGUAAAGAAAAAAACCCCACAUCAAUGACAUCAUGCAUUUGUAAGUUGUUAUAUAAAACCACAGUUACGGUUGACAAUUAAUGAAAUUGUAUCCUUAUGUAUGGUCAGGUUUUUGUUGUUUUUCAAGUACGGGUUUCUAAAGCAGUGGAAAUUUGUUAGUAACUACGGUAGAUGCUUUUAGUGUAUGCAGAAUCUAUUUAAGUUCUAUUCUAUAGGAAUUUACAAGCUUAUACUGACGCGGUUGGACCAACUUGUGCAUUACAAUGAGUCUUGGGUUUAAUGCCCCUGAAAGAAUAGAAAAUUUGAA